Molecule: messenger RNA, 397 nt
Organism: Saprolegnia diclina VS20
Lineage: Eukaryota; Oomycota; Saprolegniomycetes; Saprolegniales; Saprolegniaceae
Exons: 1
Source: RefSeq, a predicted model, not a curated record
AUGGACCAGCAACCGACGACUACGUCCUACGAGAUCCAUCCUGCGCCGACCGUCAAGCAUGUCACGGCCGACGGCGUGGAGCUCAACACCAACAACACCAACAACCUCGUUCUCGGGGAGUGGACGGUUGGGAUCUUUGGCUGCUUUACGGACGUCAUUCCCAAUUGCUGCAUGGCGUUCUGGUGCCCGUGCGUCUCGCUCGCUCAGAUCGUACACCGCAUCGGUCUCGGCGCGUACACGACGGGCCUCUUCGCGUUUGGCCUUGCCUACCUCGUGGUGUACAUCACGGCGGGCGUCUCGGGGCGGUACCCCUUCUCGGGGGUCGCCUCGGGCUGUGCUGCCGUGGCGUGUGGCCUCUCUGUCAUGAUUGUGCGCAUCAACGUCCGCACCAAGCUCC